This is a messenger RNA of Bursaphelenchus xylophilus (pine wood nematode), 7450 nucleotides long. The record is from the annotation of a GenBank genome assembly. Lineage: Eukaryota; Metazoa; Nematoda; Chromadorea; Rhabditida; Aphelenchoididae.
AUGGCGGUUCUCCGGACUUUCUUCAUUCUCUCCGUAUUUAUCAGCACAGCAGCAAGUGUGGAUGUGGCGGUCUUGCAAAACAUCAUUCAGAGGCCAAUGAAUCGUUUGGAAGGCACGGAAAGCAAUUGCUUGGAUCAUUGGAACAGACAGGUAUUUUUUUGGAUAAUAAUAUUUGUUUUUAUUUAUUUUUUAGUUAUUUUUUUAUUUCUUUAAUUUAUUUCUUGAUUAUUUUUUAUUUCGUUUUUAUUUGUUGUUUAUUUUUUAUUUCGUUUUUAUUGUUUUUUUUUUUAUUUUCAGAUUCCAGGGGAUGGAUUUGCUUGCUCAUCUUUAUUUGCAUUUAGUAGCAUCGAUAAACAGUUGUAAGCAAAUUUUUUUAUUUUUUUUAUUUAUUUUUUUUUUCUUUUUUUUUUUUUUUUUUUUUUUUUUUUUAAUUUUUUCUGCUUUUCUGUGUUUGAUUUUGUCAGGGGUGGCAAACGGGCCUCUUUUUCCAAAUUUCAGGCCCGGGGCCCGGCCCGGCAAAAUCCCAGGCCCGGCCCGGUUCAAAAUUUUGCAGGCCCGGCCCGGUAGAAAUCAGGCCCGGCCCGGUAAAAGCCCGGUUAGGGCGCGAGCUGGAAAUUUUCCUUUGAUCUUACCGCCUCUGUAGUGUGCUAAAAUCUGCUAAGAACUAUCCUAUAUGUAUUAUAUGUUCUAAUUUGGACCUUAUAUUAUAACAUAUAUGCAAAAAAGUACUAUAAAGUAAUAAACUAUUGUAGAACUUGAUAUACUAAAAAUACAAACCUAUCCAAAAAUUUUUCCGGCGCGAAAACAUUGAAUGCCAAACGCUUGGCAUUUCGACAAAACCGGGCCGGGCCGGGCCUGAAAAUGGCUCAGGCCCGCGGCCCGGCCCGGUAAAAAGCAGGCCCGGCACGUUUCAAAAUUUGCCAGGCCCGGCCCGUUUAGGCCCGAUCGGGCCGGGCUUCGCCGGGCCGGCCCGGCCCGGUGGCCACCCCUGGAUUUUGUCCUUUUUUACUCGGUUUAUAUUUUUUUAAAUUAUUUAUUUUUUUUUUGAUAUUUAUUUUGCUUCUUUUUUUAUAAUAUAUGUUUUUUUAUUCUUCUGUAUUUAAUUAUAUCUUUCUUCAAUUUAUUAUUUUAAUUUUUUAGUCGACAUAUUUUUUUCCAGACGGAUUUCCAAUUUCGAUACGAGCCCAGAAGAGUUUGCGAGCGAGCUGCCUUCGAAUUUGGGGCCUGAAAUGUUGAAACGGAUAAAAGGGUUUGAUGAAAAAUACAAUCAGUCGCAUGCAGAACUGUGCCCUCAAAAUAGCGUAAGAAGUCAAUAAAAAAGUCGAGGUUCCGUGCUAAUCUCGAGAUUUCUGAAAAAUUAUGGGUCAAAAAAAGGAUCACAAGGGCUCCAAUUCUGAGGGGAAUCCAAAAAAUUGUUUUGCAUUUUUUGGGUGAAGUGUUUCACUGGGGCAAAAAAAUCGCUGAAUAGGGCCAAGUUAAACUACAAGUACUCAAGUAAUUUUGUUACUUGAGGAUAAAAAAGGUUUCAAUUCUGGAGAAAAUUAAAAAAAAAUAUUUUGCAAUUUUUAGGUCAUGUGUUUCCCUCGGGCAAAAAGAUCGGUGAAUUGGACCAAAUUAGGAUAAACUUGAAAUAUUAUACAGUGAGUAACAAGAACCAAUGGUCAAAAUUGCUUCUGUAUGCAUCCGCGAGGCAUUCCAAAUACUACGGAAUGCUUCCAUCUCCGACCGAAAAUAGCGUUCUUCUGAAGAAAGAGCGGAAAAGUUGCCCUUUUGGAAAGAAUAGAGCAUUCAGCUCACCGAAAUGUUUCUUCUCUUUUCUUUUCAAAAGGGCAACUUUCUCGUUAUCUCUUCAAAAGAAGGCUAUUUUCGGUCGCAGAGGGAAGCCUUCCGUAGUAUUUGCAGUGGCUCCCGGAUGCAUUCGUAAGCACUUUUGAUCAUUGGUUCUUGUCCCUCACUGUAUAAUAUUUCAAGUUUAUCCUAAUUUGGUCCAAUUCACCGAGUUUUUUUGCCCGAGGGAAACACAUGACCUAAAAAUUGCAAAAUAUUUUUUUUUAAUUUUCUCCAGAAUUGAAACCUUUUUUAUCCUCAAGUAACAAAAUUUUAACCUAGAAAUCGCUCCAAACACUGAUUUUUUAGAAGAAGAAGCCCUUUUAUUGCCAACUCCAAGUUAAAAAUGAGGUGUUUUGGAAUCACAACUUGGACCAAUCCCUUCUGGCCGUGUGCUCUCCUUGCUCACAUGACGAUGGUCACGUGGUCAAUAAAAUGAUCAAGGCUCCGAGUACUCAGUUUUUCCUACCUAGUCACGGACAUGUGGAGUUCAAAAUUCGAAGAAAAGGUAAUUUGAUAAAAAAAAAUCAUGGAAAAAAUUUAAAAAAUCACGUAGAGUUUCUCAAGUAUAACUGAAAUUUUUUCUCGGAGGUUUCUAGCGCUUCAAAAUUUAAAAAAAAAUGGAUUUCCCGCCAAUUUUGGCGUCCCUUCUGUUUCAGGUGAGUUUUUGGCCCGUUUUUUUGUGAAACUUGGCAAAUAUGUAUUAGGUUGAUGCAAAAGGAAUUGCGGAUUUUUUAAUUUAUUCGUAUUUUUUUAUAGGAUAGCUCAAUUCAAAAAUGGAAAAAGGUAUAUAGUAGUAAAUUUUAAGAGGAUUUUUCUGUAUAUGUGCUAUUCUUAUAAAAGUUAUCAAACGUUACCAUAAGUUACCACGAAAGUACCCUAAACAUGUUAGUAUAUUUUAAACCAAUUUUUUUAGAUAUUGUUUUGCGGCUUUAUCCAUUUUUGAAAAUAUUUUGAUAAAAUACGUUAUAUUCUAUCAAAAAACAAAAAAACCCCCAUUUUUGGCAAAGCGUUAAAACGCUAUCCCAAAAAUUCAAAUUUCAGCAAAUUUUACAAAUCGUGUCAUAUCUUUUUUUAAAUAAGUCCAAAAUAAAAAAUUCUUUUUGCUUUCGAUUAGUAACAACAUUUUUAAGAUGUUUGUGACAAAAAACAUCAAAAUCAAAAAAAUUUAUUUUUUUGACAUUUUUUGACCAAAAAAUAAAAUUCAAGAUUUUGAUGUCGUUUUUUCACGAAAGCCUUAAAAAUGUUGUUACUAAUCGAAAGCAAAAAGAAUUUUUUAUUUUGGACUUAUUAAAAAAAUAUAUGACACGAUUUGUAAAAUUUGCUGAAAUUUGAAUUUUUGGGAUAGCGUUUUAACGCUUUGCCAAAAAUGGGGGUUUUUUUUGUUUUUUAAUAGAAUAUAACGUAUUUUAUCAAAAUAUUUUCAAAAAUGGAUAAAGCCGCAAAAAAAUAUGUAAAAAAAUUGGUUUAAAAUGUACUAACAUGUUUAGGGUACCUUCGUGGUAACUUAUGGUAACGUUUGAUAACUUUUAUAAGAAUAGCACAUAUACAGAAAAAUCCUCUUAAAAUUUACUACUAUAUACCUUUUUCCAUUUUUGAAUUGAGCUAUCCUAUAAAAAAAUACGAAUAAAUUAAAAAAUCCGCAAUUCCUUUUGCAUCAACCUAAUAUGUAGAACACAAUUUCAAGGGGCUUAGAAAAAAUUUUUUUUUUUAUUUUUCCGGACUUUGAAUCAUGAAAGUUUUAAAAUUUUUUAGACGAGGACGGUCACGUCUUUCCGGUCCGCGACGCCAAAGACGAGCUUUUGCUGGAGACGACGCAGAGCGUUGAUGGUUUAUCUGAACAAAAACUAUUUGGCAUUAUUCUACGUUUGCAGAUUGGCGAAGAAAAAGACGGUUCUUUCCCAAUGAAUUUAAGUUUCUCGACUUUUUUUCGAGACAUAAAUGACAACGUUCAAUCUGAUUAUUUGGAACGAGAACCUCGUGUGGUUACGGUAGGUUUAUUCGCAAUAAUUUGUGAUUUUUGUUUGAUUUUUCGGAAUUUUUAGUGUUUUUUUAUUGCAUUGUGGGUGUAAAGUUUUUAAAAAAUUAGAUUCUAAAAAUAAAAAAAAAAAAAAAUGGCGAAUUUUGCAAAUUGUAAAUUGUAUACCUAUUUCUAAUGUAGAGGGUACUUUUUCCACAAAAAAAAAAAAAUAAUUUUUUCCACCCAAAAACUGGCAAAGAUUUGGCCAAAUUUUUUUUUCUCUUUUUUUCAGGCUCAUAGAACUUACUGCACGUUUAACCCGAUUCCGAUGAUGUGGGUGCCACGCCAAGCUUCGGAGGACGCUUUCUUCACGGAAGAGGAUGAACGCGUUCGACUGCAGAACGAUAUCGGCACCUUCUUGUUGUAUUGCAAGUAUGCGCUCGUCAACGUGAAGGAUCAGAUAGAGGAGCAUUCGCUGUGCGGACGGAUUUAUUUUACCAAUGGGUCGACUGGAGGAGUUAUUGGUAAGAAUGAAGAGGGAUGGGUCAAGUUUUCCUCGGAUUGGGCCAAGAGGUUCCCUCUUUGCGCCAAGGGGUUUUCUCGCUGUUUUUUAUCAUUUGGGUGAAGUAUUUGUCUUGAUUUUCAGGAGGGUCAUGUCUUCUCCUGUCCUGAUCGUGGCUUUUUUAAACGAGACAAGUUUUUCUCUUUGUGGAUCAAGUCUUUCUUUGUCUGGGUCAAGUCUUUCUUUGUCUGGGUCAAGUCUUUCUCUGUCUGGGUCAAACCUUUCUCUGUUUGGGUCAAGUCUUUCUGUCUUGGUUAAGUCUUUCUCUGUCUUGGUCAAGUCUUUCUCUGUCUGGGUCAAGUCUUUCUCUGUCUUGGUCAAGUCUUUCUCUGUCUGGGUCAAGUCUUUCUCUGUCUUGGUCAAGUCUUUUUGUCUUGGUCAAGUCUUUCUCUGUCUUGGUCAAGUCUUUCUCUGUCUGGGUCAAGUCUUUCUCUGUCUGGGUCAAGUCUUUCUGUCUUGGUCAAGUCUUUCUCUGUCUUGGUCAAGUCUUUCUGUCUUGGUCAAGUCUUUCUCUGUCUGGGUCAAGUCUUUCUGUCUUGGUCAAGUCUUUCUCUGUCUUGGUCAAGUCUUUCUGUUUGGUCAAGUCUUUCUCUGUCUGGGUCAAGUCUUUCUGUCUUGGUCAAGUCUUUCUCUGUCUUGGUCAAGUCUUUCUCUGUCUGGGUCAAGUCUUUCUGUCUUGGUCAAGUCUUUCUCUGUCUUGGUCAAGUCUUUCUCUGUCUUGGUCAAGUCUUUCUCUGUCUGGGUCAAGUCUUUCUUAAUUUUUGUAGAUGGGUCAUGUCUUCUGCUGGGCUGGUCGUGGGUUUCCUUGGAUGGGACAAGUCUUUCUCAGCCUGAGUCAAGUCUUUUACCUGAGAGAGUUUUAAUGAGCCAUUUUCAUAUUUCAGAUGACAUUAACGGCGCUCGUGCUCUUGGUAGAUCGGCAGAUGUGAGCUUACUGUUGGACCGGUGUAACCUGGAGGUGAUUGGAAUGUGGCAUUCGGAGAACCUUCGGGAUGAGGGUAAACUCGACUUCUUGAGCAAACCUGCUACAAUGAUUGUGUGCUUGUGCCAGCCGAGCGAGUCGAAGCCCCAAUGCGACGACGACUUCAAAAUGAAACAACUGGACGAAGCGACUAUGGCAAAUAUAUCGGUAGGUAUUCAUGGCAGAGGGGAAGACUUGACUCAUAAGUGAAAUUUGUUCGAUGAGUAAGAGAUUUCACUCAUAGGCUAAACUUGACCCGCCAGAGGAACACUUGAUACAUGGGGAUAAUAUUUUCCCUAGUAAACAAAUCCGCGUUUUUUAGAGAGAUAGGCUUUAUCCAUGAAAGUAAAAUUUUCGGUGUUGGAUGGCUUAGCGACCCUAUUACCUUGAGGGAGAGACUUGACCCCGAAGAGAGAAAGGCUAAACCUAUGAGGGAAACACUUGACCCAUAUCAGAGGAAGGGUUGCAAGUAGUAUUAACUACACAUGUUUUUUUGCUGGUUAUGGUUUAAUGAGAGCUUUGAGUCAAGUGUUUCUCUCAUAUGUCGAGUGUUACCCUGUCAGUCUAAAGCAAACUGUAGCUAUUUUUUGACUUCGUUUUAAGAAUCCACAGUUUAUACAGGCGAUCUUCGGAUGAGUCAAGUCUCGCUCUCAAUGUUUUGUUCAGAUGGGUCAAGUCUCUCUCCCAAAUCGAAAAUUCACAGUUAUGUUCAUGUACUUUUUUCAUUUUCAGCGGACCGUAUGCAAAAUGGGACUGCUGAACCACUCGACAACGGUAAGCGGCUCCUUUGGAUUUUGCACGCUAUCGCCAACGAAUUACUCGGCAAAACAUUCCGUUGAAGAAAAAGAAUGCAUGAAUUUAAACCCCGGCGCUCGCGCCGCGUACGAAAUUAGGUGAGUUUGCAAAAAAUCCAAAAAAUCGAGUAUAAUUUUUUUUUCAGGGAAGGCAAAUGCUAUUUCUGCUGCUUGGCCGACACAUCCAAACCAUGCAAUGCGGGGUUCGUGCACGACGGAGAGUUUCGAGGCAUUUAUUAUGAGUGCCUGUUUACGAGCAGGUUCGGAUUCGGCGAUCAAAAGAACCCGAAUGUCUAUGUAGGUUUUUCGGAGAGCUUUGGGAGGAAUUGAGGUUGUUUUGUCAGGCAAAUGAAGGUUGUCGGUGUUUUUAGCAUCUCCCGGAACAACUACCGUUUGCCGAAGAAAUACAAUUGCCGCGCGGCGAUAUGAUGGAUUCCAACUUUAGGUUCGAGAAAUUGAUGGCGUAUUUUCAAAUCGAUUUGUCGUCCAUGUCAUUGAAAAAGAUUGGUGAGUCCAAGGGCAGCAUCUGGGGAAUACUUGACUCAUUAGGGAAACGUUUGACCCGUCGAGGAAACACUUGACUCAAGUGGGGGAAGACUUGACACAUAAUGACCGAAAUUUGGUGUGGCAAGGGGAGACUUGACCCGUAGUGAUAAAAAAAGUCAAAUUUAGUGUAGCAGGGGGAGACAUGACUCAAAAAGCAAGACUUCACACUUAGUGACCAAACUUUAAUGUAGCAGGGGGAGACUUGACCCGUAGUGAUAAAGCAAGUCUUGACACCUAACGGUAAAAGAUGACACGUAACGGAUGACGAAUAAACUUGACCCAAACAGGGAAAUUUAUCGAAGGAGGCGUCAUCAACUAACAUGGGGAAGACUUGACUCAUAGAGGGAAACAUGACACAUGAGAGAGGAACACUUGACACGUCAGAGUUACGGAGAAGUGAAAUAAUAGGAAAUUUACGUAUAAAACGAGAAUAUGUGAUUUGUUCUUCUUUUUCAGCCACCAUCAACCCGGUAGCACACGCCUACUUUCACCGUGUCGGCGUCUUUCCGACAUUUUAUAGAAUGUCCAGGGAUUCGCUGAUCUUCAACAAAAAACAGCUGGCGUAUUGCGACCUGUCGCUGUGGACGGCGGCGGACCUGGCGAUGGGCUGCCGGUGUUAUGGAGUGGGCAUAAACCAGCUGAGUUGCUGCUGCAUGAACAGCUCCAUGAAUCCGGCCCUGUCCCUGAUCACACACGAAUUUAUCGCUCAUAACCACCGGUUUCGACUCGAUGCUUCGCCAAAUCAUUGGAGCUACCGAGAGCACUUCAUUGUAAAUCGAACUGUGAUUAUGGAGGAAUAA